This is a messenger RNA of Leptidea sinapis, 829 nucleotides long. RefSeq names its product G protein pathway suppressor 2. Gene Ontology annotation, cellular component: transcription regulator complex. Bases 287 to 829 code for a protein of 180 amino acids. Gene Ontology annotation, biological process: regulation of transcription by RNA polymerase II. The transcript has 4 exons. Lineage: Eukaryota; Metazoa; Arthropoda; Insecta; Lepidoptera; Pieridae. The record is from RefSeq and is a predicted model, not a curated record. Gene Ontology annotation, molecular function: transcription coregulator activity.
AUGUACCCUGGUACUUAUUUACUUUUACGAUUACACUUACCUAUUUACUAUUUAACUCGUAGGACGCAGUGGUGAAUCGUAAUUCGUAUUUACUAAUUAGGUACUAUUUAUUUAACUGUAUUACCUUUGAUUUAGAUUUUACUGAUGUAGAUUGUUGAUGCAUCACAUAUUGGAUUUGGAUACCCUCAAAGGAAACACGUAGUCCAAGAUACGAAUUAUAGAAAUUUACGAUCAUAGUAAAUCUUCAACAAAAUUAGCCCUGGAAGAUCCGCCUCAGUUAAAUAAUAUGCCAGCAGUAACAUCGACCACUGAGGAAGAACAAAAUGAAUCUGAUCAAAAAAUGUGGAGUGCCCUCAAGCGGCAUAUUAUCCGGGAAAGACAGAGAAAAAAAGAAGAAUAUGAAGCUGAAGUUGAAGAAGAAAGAUUGAGGAAGGAGAGGGAAGCAAGAGAACAACAAAAUGUUAUGACCCUAGAAGAGACAAAGGAACAGAUAGAACAACUUGAGCAGAAAUUAAAACAGCUAGAGAAGGAAAAGCAGCAGCUCUUCAUGCAGUUAAAGAGAGUUUUAAAUGAGGAUGAAGUAAGAAAGAGACAGCAACAAAAGGAGGCCAAUGAAAUGCAGCCAAUGAAAAUGUCAAUGAAUAACAUGCAGAUGCCAAUGUUUCAAAUGCCACAGCAGCAGGGUCAAGGUGAACCUCCACCAAAUCAGGGCCGCCCUCCUCCUCUCACCUCACACAUGUUAAACAAGGUAUUCUUUAUCUUAGCAAGGGUCAACCCUGUGAAGUUCAGAUAUUUGGCAGAGGAUAAUGCCAGGUACAAUGUUGUGUAA